UGCCUCCUUACACAUUUUCUUCAUCGUAACUUUUCAUUAGGUUUUCAAAGUUUUUGGGUCUUCUUCAUACUUUGUUAUAGUUUCUCAUGGUUACUCAUCUCACUUAUUGUCUUUUCUUCAUCGUCUCCAAAAUGGACGUAAUUUACUUAACAAUGGAGGACAGAGCCCUUCACUGCGCUGUUAGAUCCCCUUAUCGGAGACGUGUCUUCCUUCUCAUUUCCCGGUAAUCCUCUCUUUAUUUUAUUUUUAUCCCUUUCAGCUUCGACUUCAACUGAACCUUCUUCUCGCCCCAAAACGACACAGCAUCCCAAAGGGGCUAAACUCCUCUUCUUCUUCUUCUGCUUCGAAAACUGUCGAUACCCAUGAUUAUCCACUUUCGAAAACUGAGAUUAACGUCGACACUUUCCAAUGUUGCCCGAAACAACCUUAACCUUAAACCCUCAGAAAACCCUAGAUUCCAGAACACGAAAAGAGCACUUCAAUCGGACGCGAAACUCCCUCGAAAAGCGAUCAUGAAAGAAGCCCAAGCUGCAUUGCUGGAGUAUCUGCAUUCCACGAGGAGCUUGCAGUUCUUGGACGCCGACAACAUGUGCAAAAACUCGCCUUUUUUCCUUCAAGACCUUCUCCGCAAAAUUCAAAAGAACCACGAUGAUGGGGACAUGAAACGAUCCAUUUCCCGCUACCUGCGUUACCACCCCAUCAACGAGUUCGAACCCUUUUUCGAAAGUGUGGGUUUGAAGCCUUCCGAAUACGCGCCCCUUCUUCCCCGAGGCAUGAUUUUCCUCAACGAUGACCAUUUACUGAUGGAUAAUUAUCACACUCUCUGUAACUAUGGUGUUCCCCGUUCCAAGAUGGGGAAGAUUUUUAAUGAUGCACCUCAAGUUUUUCGUUAUGAUAAUAGGGUUUUGCAGUCAAAGCUUGAGGCUUAUGAAAAGCUGGGUGUUGCAUCAUCUAUUUUGGUUAAAGCUAUUGCUUCUAGCCCCUUCCUUUUGGUUGGGGAUGUUAACCUUGGUUUUGUCAAGGUUGUGGAGAAGUUGAAGCAUCUUGUUGUUGCAAAGGAUGAUAGUUGGAUUGAGGGGCAUUUGUUGGAUGGGGUUUCUUUUAAUUGGGGCAUGAUGCUUGAGCUCUUGUCCUUGCUUGGCAAGGUUUAUAGGAAGGGACAGUUGGCUGACCUGAUUAGCCGGCACCCUUGUGUUGUUUUUGAGGAUUCAGGAGGUAGGACACUAUCCCUGAUUGGCUUCUUGUUCAAAUUUGGAUUGUCUCUGAACCAGAUAUCUCUCAUUUUUCUUGAGUUACCGCAGAUUCAGAUUGGCAAGUUCUUCUCCAACUUGAGGCAUUGUUUUCUGUUCCUGAGUGAAAUUGAGAUGCAGGCUGCAGAGAUUGGAAGGAUUUUCCAAUCUCACUCCUUGCUGCUUGGCUCCUCCACUCUAAAGAAAACAACUAGUUUACUUGGUAACUUGAAUGUUGGCAAGAAACGGCUCUGUAGAAUCAUACAGGAUAAUCCUCAAGAAAUGAAGAAUUGGGUUCUGGGAAAAAAACUUCAACCUUUGGAGAACUCCAACGAAGAGCAAGAAUCAAAGAUGCUGAAGACAGAGUUCUUGUUGAGCUUGGGAUAUGUAGAAAACUCGAAAAACAUGGAGGAGGCAUUUAAGCUGUUCAGAGGUAAGGGAGCUGAGCUUCAGGAGAGAUUCGAUUUUUUUGUUAAAGCUGGCUUUGAUUGUGAGGAUGUUCGUAAAAUGAUUAGAGUUGCCCCUCAGAUUCUUAAUCAGACCACAGAUAGGAUCAACAUGAAAAUUGAGUAUCUUGUAAAUGAAGGAUAUCCUAUAUCAACUUUAGUGAGCUUCCCAUCUUUUCUUUCCUACACACCUCAAAGAGUUAAGCUUAGGUUAUCAAUGUAUAAUUGGCUCCAAGACCAUGGAGCUGCAGAUCCCGGGCUUGCUUUGAGCACUCUAAUUGCAUGCUCAGAGAAAAUAUUCGUAUCACAGUAUGUAAAGCGUCAUCCAUCUGGCCCUAAAGUUUGGAAGGAUUUAAAGACAGAAAUUUAUUCUGAGGAUUAAUAUAUAAUCACUUCUGAUGUGCAUAGUAAUGGUUUAAUCUGGCAAUAUGUUUUCUGGUUCAGAUAAUUGUGUUUCUCCUACUUUUACCAACUCUCAAGCAUGAUUAAACUGCAAGUUGUAUUCUGAAACCAUCACUUCAAGUUGACUUGGAGAUUAAUAAACACAUCAUGGGUUGGCAAUUGAAGAUCAGUUAUGUUAGUGGGCAUAUCUUUGACAUGAAAUCAUCAUAGACAACUAAUGAAUAACAGUUUUCAUGAGCAAACAUCAUAGGUGAUUUCUGAUUGCAGAUAUUUCUGACAUGACUUGUAGAUGGAAGAAUGUUGGUUACAUAGAUUUUAUUGUGUAAGUCACCAUCUUCAACGUAUGUAGUUACCCACUUACCUGAGCUACAUUGCAGAUCACUUUCCAAGUGUUAGAUUUUCUAACUUAACGUGUUCCUCAUGUAUGAACGACACGGCAAAUGGAACUGCUGAGGAUGAGAAACUGUAUUCUUUUAUAAUUUAAAGUAAGAUAACCAGGUUUGUUGGGUUGAAAGCUAUCAAAUAUGUUAACAUGGCUUAUU
This is a messenger RNA of Gastrolobium bilobum, 2619 nucleotides long. RefSeq names its product transcription termination factor MTEF18, mitochondrial-like. The transcript has a single exon. Gene Ontology annotation, molecular function: double-stranded DNA binding. Gene Ontology annotation, biological process: regulation of DNA-templated transcription; chloroplast organization. Gene Ontology annotation, cellular component: chloroplast. The record is from RefSeq and is a predicted model, not a curated record. Bases 363 to 2057 code for a protein of 564 amino acids. NCBI's taxonomy places the organism in Eukaryota, Viridiplantae, Streptophyta, Magnoliopsida, Fabales, Fabaceae.